Molecule: messenger RNA, 2029 nt
Organism: Prunus mume (Japanese apricot)
Lineage: Eukaryota; Viridiplantae; Streptophyta; Magnoliopsida; Rosales; Rosaceae
Gene: ABCI15
Product: trigalactosyldiacylglycerol2
Cellular component (GO): chloroplast inner membrane
Molecular function (GO): phospholipid binding; lipid carrier activity
Source: RefSeq, a predicted model, not a curated record
CGUGGGCUCCUCAUCAGCUAUAGCGUUCCCUCAUGCGCCCUCGAUUGCUCGUCUGCUGUCGUCGGUCAGGUACUGUUCUGUAGCAGCGCCGUCGUCUAUCAGGUACUGUUCUCUCCUCUGGAACUGAGUCGUUAAAUCUUUCGUUCCAGAUCCAGAUCGAUACCGUACCGCGAUUGGGUACGCUCGAUCCAGAUCGAAAUUUGUAGGGGGUGAGCGAAUUAGGCAACUAUGGUCUCAACGUGCCCCACGAUGUUAUCUUUGUCGCGCAUUUCUUCAAAUAGCUUGCCUUAUCUUCCUUCAAGAUCACCGGCAAAAGUAACCCGGAUAAGAGCUACAUCUGCGGAUACAGGACACAGUCAACCACCCUCCUCUUCUUCGGAAAAAAAGAAUCCACUUGCAGUUGUUUUGGAUGCUCCUCGAACUAUUUGGAAGGCAACAUUACGACCAUUGAGUGAUUUUGGGUUUGGUCGUAGAAGCAUAUGGGAAGGUGGGGUGGGGUUGUUUCUAGUUUCUGGUGCAGUUCUCCUUGCACUCAGUUUGGCCUGGUUGAGGGGGUAUCAAUUGCGGUCUAGAUUCAGGAAAUACUUUGCUGUGUUUGAGUUUACUCAAGCUUGUGGAAUAUCCACGGGAACACCAGUGAGGAUUAGAGGGGUCAAUGUCGGCAGUGUUGUCCGUGUUAACUCUUCCUUGGAAAGUAUUGAAGCAGUUGUUGAGGUUGAAGAUGAUAAAACUGUGAUACCUCGAAACUCGCUGAUUGAGGUAAACCAGUCAGGUCUUCUCAUGGAAACUAGAAUCGACGUUACACCUAGAUAUCCAAUUCCCAAUAUUUCAGUUGGGCCUCUUCAUCCUGAAUGUGACAAAGAAGGUCUUAUUGUAUGCGAUAGGCAAAAGAUGAAAGGAUAUCAGGGGGUAAGCUUAGAUGCAUUGGUUGGUAUAUUCACUCGUCUUGGACGUGAAGUGGAGGAAAUCGGUAUUGCGAAUACGUAUUCACUUGUUGAACGAGUUGCUUCUGUUAUAGAAGAGGCAAAGCCACUGCUUAUAAAGAUACAAGCCAUGGCUGAAGAUGUUCAACCUUUGCUGGCUGAGUUUCGUGAUAGUGGUCUGCUAAAGGAAGUUGACAGUUUGACCAGAAGCCUUACACAAGUUUCGGAGGAUGUGAGAAAGGUGCAUUCAUCUAUUAUGACCCCUGAGAAUACAGAACUGAUUCAGAAGUCCGUGUACACUUUGAUUUUCACCUUGAAGAAUAUUGAGAAUUUAAGCUCUGAUAUUCUUGGAUUUACGGGUGAUGAGGCUACAAGAAAAAAUUUGAAGUUGCUGAUCAAGUCUCUCAGCAGGCUAUUGUGAAGACUGAAAGAUGCCUGUUGCUAUCAGAAACCAUCAUUCCAAGUUGAAAAUGUUCAUUCCAAAUAUUUAUCUUGGAGCCUCUAUGUGUUUGGCAUGGGGCCCCCUUUCCCAAUUGAAGUAUGUUUCUGAUCUGAAGUAUUUUAUGACAAGGAAUUUUUCAGUUUGACAUGGACGUACAUUUUACAACUCAAUAGUGCUUAAGUUGGCCUUAUGCAAAGUAUAACUAGUGGAGAUGUGUUUAUGUGGGCUGCCCCCAAAUUUUCAAAAAGUAUAGUUACCAAGAGUCAUGUCUACGUGUGUGGCUGUCAGUCGUUAAUGCAAGCUGGUUCUACAACGCAACGCAAAAGAGCAUUGGGAGCCUUUUGCAUAGCAACCCCCGAUCCAACCCUCCGUCCACGAUGCUUUUAACAUCUCCACAAUCAAUGGUAUGAAUUUGAAGUCUUUAUUUACAUUUGUACUUAUUAAGUUUGGAAGCUAUGAAAACGAAGGGGGAACCGUCUCAUUAGGUUAGCGAUGCCCCAUCUUUAAUGAGGUGAGAUCCCACGUAUCUUUACCAGCUGAUCUUUUGUACUGGGUUUGUCUGAAAAACAAAAGAUGUACUUGAAUAUUUUGCAUCACAUGUUCACAUAUUGAGUGGCAGGAUCUGAAGAAAUGAAAGAUUAUGAGGUCAUAGACUUUCAAUCAA